CAGCAACUCGCGAGAUGAAGCGGAAGGAGCUUCUCGGCGCCUGCGAAGCGCUCGUCAAGUCAUAUGACCCCAACAUCAUGACGGUCGACGCGCAUGUCGACGAGGCGCUGCGCGACUUGCCCGACGCCGACCGACUCUUUCUGCAUCAAGUGCUCUAUGGCUGCGUGCGCUACAAGGACGUGCUCAAGGUGUUUUUGGCCAACUUUUACAUGGACAAUAGCGCGAAAACCAGCCGGAACGACUACACCAAGUUUAUGAUCCUCGCGUACCUGAGCAUCUUCCGCCUGAGCGAAAUCGGCAUGCCCGCCUUCAAGAGCAUCGUGUCGUCGCAGAACCCGACGUCGAUGCACGUGUUUCUCACCUACCUCUUUGACGAAGCCAUCUUACCCGGUCCAAGCCGAGUGGACUCGACUCCUCGACCAAGCUUUCAUCGAGAAGGAAAUGAUCGCGAAAAUGCUCGUCUUCAAGCACGACAUUAAUGGCAUCCUCGACCACCUCCACGCCAAGGCCUUUGGUAUGGCCGCGGCGCGCGAGACGCUCAAGGCCAACGGCGGCAUCGUCCGCGUCGCGAGCAAGGAGCCGACGAUCCCGAUUGCGCCCAAUUUAACAAAGCCCAAGCCGCGCCCGAUCGCGGAGCCGAUGCGUAUUCCGCUCGAGAUCAAGGCGAAUCCGGUACCAGAGCUCAACAAGCUCACGCUCUCGGACCUCGAGACGCAGCAAAAGCAGCGGCGCGAGGCGGCCAAGCAAGAGGUGCUCAAAAAAUACGAAGAGUCGUCAGCGCAGCCUUUCAAGCUCGAAGAAACGCGAAGCAACCUGGAUGCGAUCAAGAAGGAGGUUGAGGACGCCCGCAUGGCCGAGCUCAAACUCAAAUUCAAAGCCAAGCCGAAGAAGCAAGAGAAGGAAGCCAAGAUCCUUCAGGCGUACGAGUCGGAUCUGCGCGAUGCGUCCGAGUUUUACCGAUGGCAGAGCGACAUGAUCAAGAAGGACGACGAAGACCACCGCCGACAAGUCGAGAUGCGGCGCCUCGAGAUGGCGCAGGCUCAGCACGAAGCCAUCGAAGCGAGUCUGCGCGCCAAGGCCGAGAACCGCGAAGUCGCCAUCCAAAUGAAGCUCGUCGCGCGUGAGAACGACGAGAAGCGGCGACAAGAAGAGCUCGAGCUCAACCAGCAGUACCAACAGAUCGCAACCGACAUCAAACAGACGCGCGAGGUGGCGCCGCGCGAAGCCGAAGAGCGCGUCCGCCUCGAAAAUGCUCGGAAGCGAGAAGAGCUCAAUGCAAUGCUCGAAGCCGAGCGACAACGGAAAGCCGAGCAGGAUGCGAUCGACCAAGCUCAGCGGGAAGACCUCAUUCGCCAAAUCCGCGCGCUGGACCGCGUGCACCGCGAGCACGUGGCGGUGUUUGACCCGACCGAGAGCUCCAACUAUGGUUUGUUGGAGGAAAUGUCGCUGGUCGAGCUCCGGGAGCGCCUCCAAAUGAAAAAAGUUCAAGAGGCCGAGUGGGAAGCCGAGCGCCGCGAGCACAUUCUAGAGAGCAAGAAGGACAAGGAAGAGGACCUCAAAUCCCGAGUGCAGAACAUUGCGCGCAUUCGCCAGUCGGCGGCGACGGCGAACCGCGCGGCGCGUGCGCGCAAGAAACAACUCGAGCUGGAAAAGCUAGAAAAAGAAAAGAAAAUGCGGGACGAAGGCAACCUCAAGCUCGCGGCCAAAAUGACCAAGCAGCGCGCCGAGCGCGAGGCCGACGCGCGGCGUCUCCGUGACGAAGAGGAGCUCAUCGCCAACAAGCGCAUGUUUCUCGGUGCGGCGAAAAACAUGCUGGAAGAGCGCCAUUUCAUGCAGCAGUCGCUGGGCGCCGAGCGCGAAGCGACCAUCAAACAGCGCGCGACGCAGACCGAUGCGCGCACGGACGCCGCGACCAAGCUCAUGGCCAAAAACGUGCGCCACUUGUAUCGGCACCAACAAGCACUCGUCAAGGAGCACGAGUUUGCCGCCAAAGACGAGCUCAACGAACGCGCGACGCUCGAGACCAAAGCCCGCCUUCGCGACGACAAGGACCAUCGAAAAGCCACCGUGCGCCACGAAAAGAACCGACGACUGCACGCCCACGAGAUUCUACAGAACCGCAAUGCAUACGCCACCGAGAUCUCCAAGACGGAUGUUUUGAACGGUCGACGGUUCGAUGCUGCGCGAAGCAGCAACCAGCUCGACGCCUAGUAGUGUCGAUUUAGUAUUAAUAACGCUGAACCAUCCCCCGAUGUGUCGG
Messenger RNA from Saprolegnia parasitica CBS 223.65, 2260 nucleotides. RefSeq lists its product as hypothetical. The transcript is spliced from 10 exons. The coding region runs from base 442 to 2211 and encodes 589 amino acids. The record is from RefSeq and is a predicted model, not a curated record. NCBI's taxonomy places the organism in Eukaryota, Oomycota, Saprolegniomycetes, Saprolegniales, Saprolegniaceae.